This is a messenger RNA of Scleropages formosus (Asian bonytongue), 2806 nucleotides long. It is a transcript of the gene sack1c, whose product is annotated as family with sequence similarity 83 member C. The record is from RefSeq and is a predicted model, not a curated record. Gene Ontology annotation, molecular function: protein kinase binding. The transcript is spliced from 4 exons. Gene Ontology annotation, biological process: signal transduction. Lineage: Eukaryota; Metazoa; Chordata; Actinopteri; Osteoglossiformes; Osteoglossidae. The coding region runs from base 117 to 1862 and encodes 581 amino acids.
GGCAAUUAUGACCGGCAGCGUGUGAACAGCUGGUGAACGUGCGGGGCCAAGUUUACUGCUUUUAUACUCUGUUUAUUGUUUUUAAGAGCGUGUCUGCCGCGCCACCAGCUGCUGAGAUGAUGAGCUCGGAGUCCCUGCGGCCGACCCCGACCCCGAACUCGGGGCGCAAGGCCGCCCUCGGCAAGCUCGCCUCCCGGCUGGAGGAGGUGAAGAACCCGUGGCGCCAGGGCUCCACCCUGGAGCUGAGCCACAACGAGGCGGCCCGCCUGGCCACGGACGCGCUGCUCGAGUCCGGCGAGAAGGAGUACCGUCGCGUGCUGGCGGACGAGCGCGAGCUCAGCUUCCUGUCCUCGCUGGAGAUCAAGUUCAUCACGGAGAACGCGGCGCGGGGCGCGGCGGAGGACGCGAGCGGCGGCGGCGGCGGCGGCGGCUCGGAGCGGGACUGCGGCGACGGGGACGCGCUGUCCGAGCUCACCUCCGGCACAUACUUCCCCAUGAUGUCGGACGAGGAGCCGCCCGUGCUGGAGCUCGGCUGGCCGGACCUGCCCGCCCGAUUGGGGCCGUCGGACACACAGAUCUACUUCCAGCGGGACAAGUCGCACAACGUGAAAGAUCUCGUCCGAUCGCUGAUCAAUAAAGCCAAGAAGGUGAUCGCCCUGGUAAUGGACCUCUUCACAGAUGUUGAUUUGCUGUGUGACCUCAUGGAGGCCUCCAACAAGCGCAGGGUCCCCGUCUAUAUCCUCCUGGACGAGAAGAACCUGAGUUACUUCACUGACAUGUGCAAAGCGCUGGACAUCGACAACUCGCACCUUAGUAACAUGCGUAUUCGGAGUGUGUGUGGAGAGACGUACUGCACCAAGUCUGGGAAGAAAUUCACUGGCCAAGUGCAGGAGAAGUUCCUCAUUAUUGACUGCGAGGAGGUUAUUACAGGAUCAUACAGCUUCACGUGGCUGUCGGCGCAGGUCCACAGCAACUUGGUGCUGCACUUCUCCGGCGGGAUCGCCGAGAGCUUCGACCGGGAGUUCCGCUGCCUCUACGCAGACUCGCAGAUCAUCGGUUGCUUCCACAACCCUGACGAGGAGGGCCUUCCUUACUACCCGUACUCCAUGGUGGCACCCAGCAUGGGUUUGGACGUGUUGCACGAGAGGCCGCGGGAGAAGGUGCGCUCGGAGCACUCGAGCAGCCAGUCCAGCAACAGCGUCUCUAGCAUCAAGAAGGCCCCUGCGAUGCAUAACGCGGUCUACAAGGUGGAGCUCGACAGGAAAGAGCCCAACGGCACUUUCUUCAGUCCAGACAGGAGAGGCAGCCAGCAGGGAGUCAGAGGCUCCCCGGGUAGCCCUGUUCAUGGUCCCAUAGCAGAACACCCCACAUCUGGAGCAGGCCUGUCUGUUGGGGUCGAAUGGUCCAGAGCUGCUCCUGUGGACUCCUACAGGGCCAACGUUGGAGGUACUACGUCAAAGAUGCAGGCUCUGGGCCUAUAUGACCAGAAACAGAACAACUUGCAGAGCUCGUCCAUGUCCCCACCUCCAGUGGAUUUCAGAAGUGCCAGCAAGAGCAAGAAUCACUCCAAUCCACUCUUGCACAAGAUCUCAGACUUCUUCUCAACCUCGGGAAAGGACAGCUACACGUUAAAGAAGUCUCCACCGCAGAGCAUGGCAUUUGGGGGGCAAGACCUGUCCCAGGCGGAGCCCGAGAACAGCCAUCCCCCACCUGUGCCAACACCAGUUACGAUGAACAAACUGACCCGUCAGGACAAUAGGAGGAUGACCCUGGGCCACAGUAAGCUUGACCUGGUCAACCACUACAACAAGAUGAAGACCAAGAAUGUCUACAGCAGGUUCGAAUUAAAGAGCAACAACUGAUGCGGUCGGACGUUGUGCCGCGGAGAGACGGCCGUCUGCCAACGUACAGAGGUGGAAGGGUGGGGACCACAGACUGUCAGUUGCAAACAAAGACUUUCCACCUCUACAUUCCAACUAAAGUGCCUUUAUAAGUUCUGCUGUUGCAGGUUUUUACAGAAGACAAGUUUGACUUGAAGUCUGUAUUUUUUUUUUGUAAUUUGUUUUAUCCCCCCCACUCCGCUUCCUUAAAUGACUUAAGUUGUUUUCAACUCAACAUCUGGUAUAAUAAGAAAUUUGUAUAUCUUCAGGUUGACUACUUCAUAGGUGUGCUUUUAAUGCCAUGAAAUGAAUUUCACUUUACUGUGGAUUGUUACUUGAAUUUUAUUAAUUCUGGCAACAGUAACACACUUCUAUAGAUAAAUGUACAGAAUUGCUGCACUCAUAUGAUUGGACAUAGUGUGUCCAUACGGGACCGCAGUUACUGUGCUUUUUAAUGUACAAUAUUUGUAACUGAUGUUUAUAGCUCUAAACAGUUGUGUUUUUAUACACAGUCUUUAGUGCUUUAAGGUCAGAAAUGUGAACUGUGCAACACAAGCGGAACAACAGGUUUGUUAUAUAAAGUGACAUUUAGAGGAUUUCCACUGCAGGGUUUUCCUUCUGAACAUCUUCUCUGGGUUUGGGCUUUCAGCACUAAAAAAUAUGAUGUAUGAAAUGGUGUGUGUACAGUAUAGUUAUUAUAAGGGAAAGCUGAUGAUUAUUAAAGCGGCAGUUUCAGAUUACACUGUAAUGUGUGUAAAAGUACCCAAAGGAAACUGUUACAGGUGGUACAGUGAUACAGCAGUAUCUGUCAUUUUCAUCCGUUGUAUAAUGAACUGGUUGUGAAAAGUGCAAGAACUUUUUUUUUUAUUUAAAUUUGGUAUUUUGUUGCUUUUGUUAAUAAUAGAAUGCUUUCCAUUUAUAUUGUA